Messenger RNA from Phaeodactylum tricornutum CCAP 1055/1, 1406 nucleotides. RefSeq lists its product with no specific name. The transcript has a single exon. Bases 189 to 1406 code for a protein of 405 amino acids. NCBI's taxonomy places the organism in Eukaryota, Bacillariophyta, Bacillariophyceae, Surirellales, Neidiaceae. Gene Ontology annotation, biological process: lipid metabolic process. The record is from RefSeq and is a predicted model, not a curated record.
CUACCUACCUACCUUCCCAACCAUCAUCCCGCUCAUUCUAGAGGUCCACACUCACUCACUCGUCUACACAUUCUGGGUGUCUGUAGAGUGGGGAUGGAGCAUCCGGGCUACGCUGCGUUAUCAACAGGCUGCUGCUCGGCUCCCCACAAUUGAAACCGUAGUCGCUCCGCGUUCUUCCUUCAGCUAGGAUGGGCCGACUGGAACGUACCGUUGUGCCCAACCUCCGUCGUUGGCACACGGAUCUACCACGACGACGAAUCGGUAAUCACUACCAGCUCUGUUGUACGCACCGCAAGACAACCGUCACUACACCGUCCGCGUCCUUCGCGACUGUCAAAAGCGGACCAGGCGAACCCUGGGACCAACCUCGAUUGGCCAAAGGCGUCCUCCUCACACUCACGGCGUGCACAAUCGCGGUGGCCGUGAGUUACCAAACACGCAUCUGGCGUCAGGAACGGAUCCGCGAUUUGCCAGAUGCCAGUGAUCCAGAUGUAUGGAACGCACACUUUCCCCACCGUCGGCCGACCCAAGUUGUUCAAGUCACACGCCGGUGUGGGCUGAUGGGGUCCACGCACAGCGUCAAGGCGGAACUGGAUCGUAUACGCGAUUGGCAUCACCAAAAUGGCUACGUCGGCGGACUUGUGCUGCGCGAUUUGACCAGGCCGGUGUUCGGCUUCACGGAUGAUGUAAUGAGUGAGGAAGAAGACUGGACGUUGGAAGAUAUCAUUCGUGAUCCCACGCGGUUGAAUCGACGGGAAUGUUAUUAUCUAUAUUACGAAAUUAUGGGCAACGGCGCCAUUCAACAGGAAAUAUACUGUCGCGGAACAACCCUUUUGGAUGACGUCUUGACCUGCUUACAGGCAUGGAUGGUUUACGAUGACGACCUGGGCUGUCGCGUGCACCGGGGCUUUCGUAAUCAAGCCGAUCGCAUCUUGAGGGACGUACUGCCCUUGUUGGCACCCCGCUCGGAUCGUCGCGCAACCGUGGAAGUCUGCGGACAUUCAUUAGGUGGCGCCGUUGCGGCCAUUCUCGCCGUGAAACUUGGACGCCUGGGGUACCGCGUUACACGUUUGACGACAAUUGGGGAACCGCGAUUUUGUGCGUCGGAGCAGGAUGCUGAGGUUCUCCUUCCUUGGUUACCAAUCGACAACUUACGGGUAGAGAGCGAUCAAGAUUUUGUCCCCUUUUUGCCGCCGUUUGGUGCACACGUGGGAAAGAAAUUGUGGUUUCUCCAGCACGACGAACUUCCACGGCUCGUUCCGGCCCAGACGGCAUCGUCGUCACUUGCGUGGACAGACUCGGUAUGGACUAACUUUCGAAUGUGGGAAAUUCUGUCGGCCAACGGUAAGCCUCAUCGAAUUCCCAGCUACGUUGAUAAACUUAAACGACGACUGGUGCCUUCGUAA